Capsella rubella is the source of this 858-nucleotide messenger RNA. RefSeq lists its product as uncharacterized. Lineage: Eukaryota; Viridiplantae; Streptophyta; Magnoliopsida; Brassicales; Brassicaceae. The transcript has 4 exons. The record is from RefSeq and is a predicted model, not a curated record. The coding region runs from base 155 to 469 and encodes 104 amino acids.
AUUAUUCGUUGAAAAAACUCAAAAAUAAGAGAGAUAGAGAGAGAGAGACUGAAGGAGAAGACGAGGAGCAGAGCUUGAUUCAUGCGUUCAGAUUUCGACUGCAGGCUUAAGCCAAGACAAGAGAAUAUCAAAUAAAGAACCAUUAUCCUGCAAGAUGACGAGGUCGUGGGUGCUUUUGUUUGUUCUUAUGUUCAUUGUGUUGACUUCUCAGUUUGAGUGGAAUGAACAAGUUGAGAGUGAAACUGAAACUAGUCGUCCUCUGAUUCUUUCUGAUAAAGAGCAACACAUACCUCAAGGCAAAGAAUCUGUGCAUGAAAAGAAAAUUCUCUCUCAAGAAAAGAAAAUUCAGAAGCUUAAUGAGCUGGUCGGAGAUCUAAGGAGGCAGUUGCUACAAUGCAGAAAUGAAAAUCAGGUUGAGUUGACAGAGCUAGAAACUGAGCUUGAUCAGCUGCUGUUAAGAGGUGUUUAAUCCACUUUACAGAUUAAUAAAAGCUUUGUCUCUCUAACCCUCCAUAGGCUUCAAGCGUAAAUCCAGAUUCUUCAUCAAUCUAAUACCACAUCAUCCCCCUCUUUCUAAAGCACACUACACUUGGAAAAUACUGUACUUUAAAGGAGAAAUCAAAGAAGAGUGGUCCUUUCUGAAGUACAUCAAGUAUUGUAUAGCUAAGGCAUGACAUUUUUAUUUAUAUCUUCUAUUUUCUUGUUAUUUUUAUCAUAAUACUGUGGGACUAAUUGGUGGAGUCAAUAACUUGGACAUUUAUGAGAAGACCAGAGUCUGCAGAAAAUAGGACACACGAAAAAAAUAGAAGAAAGCCAAAACUCGUGAAAAUUUUACUUAUUGAGUAUUUUGUGCUCAAA